Molecule: messenger RNA, 3497 nt
Organism: Danio aesculapii
Lineage: Eukaryota; Metazoa; Chordata; Actinopteri; Cypriniformes; Danionidae
Gene: col9a1a
Product: collagen, type IX, alpha 1a
Exons: 32
Coding region: 111-2174 (687 amino acids)
Source: RefSeq, a predicted model, not a curated record
GGUAGUUUGUGAGGUGGUUUAGUUAGGGGAAUAUUACCAGAAAACCCGUAAACCCCCAACAAAUCUCCUAAAAAGGACUAUUUUGCCUCCUUCAAGUCAUCGGGGUGACCAUGGCGCACGCCGGGACUCUCCGCGCGUCCCUGCUGCUGAUUUUACUGCAGUUAGUCCUCAUCAUCUCCGCACAGAGGGGGCCAGUUGGUCCGAGAGGGCUGCCUGGACCUCCAGGGCUUCCUGGAUUUCCUGGUGUAGAUGGCAUUGAUGGUGAAAGAGGACCUGGCCCUGGCCCAGUUGGUCCCCCAGGCCUUAAUGGAGACAAUGGCAGAAAUGGAUUAAAUGGCCUUCCCGGAAAACCUGGAGCAGACGGUUUGACUGGGCCUCGUGGUGUUCCUGGCCCUGUUGGCCCUGCUGGACAGAAAGGUGAACCUGGUGAGCCGGGACUGAGAGGAGCCGCUGGUGUUGGAGAGGAUGGUGAAGCUGGUGCUGAUGGAGAAGAUGGAUUACCUGGUGAGAUGGGAAAAGUUGGACCUCCAGGAAGCAGAGGACUGAGAGGUCCUGUUGGUGAUCAAGGACUGCCAGGACCCAGAGGCCCUCCUGGAGUCUGGGAUGGUAAGGAGCUGUGUCCAAAUUCCUGCACUUCUGGCCUGCAUGGAUACACAGGUCUUCCAGGCAUGAAGGGCCACAAAGGUGUCAAAGGUGAAUCAGGAGAACCAGGAAGGCAAGGACAUAAGGGGGAAGAAGGAGACCAGGGACGAAAUGGAGAACAGGGAACACAAGGACUACCUGGUAAACAGGGUCUCAGAGGAAUCACAGGAUUGAUGGGCCCUAAAGGGGACAGGGGAUCUCGUGGGAAUGUAGGAGACCUGGGACCUCAGGGUAUUCAAGGUGCUCCUGGUGAUCAGGGCCAAAGAGGAAAAUAUGGCGAGACUGGACCAAAAGGGUCUCAGGGACCUCAAGGGUUGCAAGGACUUUCGGGUUUACCUGGACCAAAAGGAGACGCUGGUUUGCCUGCAGUUGAUGCUCGUGAUGGUAUUCCUGGGCUGCCUGGAGUGAAGGGCCUUCCUGGAAAAGUUGGCUCUCCUGGGGAUGCUGGACUUCAGGGAUUCCCGGGUCUGCCUGGCAUUUCAGGAGCAAAAGGCCACAUGGGUCUAAAAGGAAGUACUGGUGAUCCAGGUGUAGCAGGUCCAAUUGGAAAUAACGGAAAAACAGGUGAACGUGGUGAGCAGGGGGAGGUGGGACCAAUCGGACCAAGAGGUGGGCCAGGUGAAAGAGGAGUAAGAGGUCCUGAUGGGCCUGCAGGCCUGCCAGGUGCACGGGGAUCUAAAGGAGAUCCCGGCCUUCCUGGUCUUCCAGGGCCUGCCGGAUUCAUUGGACAAAAAGGCGACAGGGGUGCUGUUGGUUUUACUGGUCCUAAAGGAGAGCAAGGACCAUCUGGUGAAGAAGGAGCACCAGGAGACCAAGGAGAUGUUGGUGAUGAAGGAGAGCCAGGCGAGAAAGGAUCGACAGGAAAACAAGGAAAUCCAGGCAAUAAAGGACCAGAGGGUGCACGGGGCCAAUCUGGACCCGACGGCCCGGUAGGAGUGCCGGGUCCAAGAGGCAUGCAAGGUGACCCAGGGGUCCCUGGAUUGCCUGGAGCACAAGGAAAACCAGGCCGAGCACCAACAGAUGAACAUAUCAAGCAGGUCUGCAGAAGGGUUUUGCACGGACAACUUGCCCAGCUGGCAGCCAGUCUGACAAGGCCUGAGUCGGGCAUUGCUGGGUUGCCAGGUCCUCCCGGUCCUCCUGGCCCUCCAGGGUCAUCUGGAGAAAAUGGCUUCCCUGGGCAUCCCGGAAGCAGAGGGCUGCCAGGCCUCAAAGGACCACCUGGGCUCUUGGGGAGGAAAGGUCCUAAAGGUGACCAGGGUGACAGAGGCGACAGAGGGCCCACAGCGGUGGGGCCUAAGGGUAUACCUGGACCACCAGGACUCCCAGGUGAGCCUGGUAAACCUGCGUAUGGCAGUACUGGACGAGACGGCCUGAGAGGGCCUGUAGGUGUUCCUGGAAUGCCAGGUGUGCCGGGGCCACCUGGCCCCCCUGGCGUUAACGGAUACUGUGAAUCAUCUCAGUGUGUUCUUCAAGCAGUCGCAGGCCCAAUGUCACUCAAAGAGUCCAACAUGAAGGGACCAGACGCUCUAUGAGUUGACAGCCAUCAGCGAGCCUCACAUCAGAGCUCAGACCCUCUGGACAGGAAAACUUGAGAGACUAAUGGAGUGACUCCCUCUACAAGGACAUUUCUGCAUUAAUGGUAGAUGCAGAACUUCAGUUCAUCUUCCCAGUCUCAUUCAGCCUCCUUUCACAAAGAGAAAAAUGAUUUGCUGUUUGAUUUUGGAAGAACUUUUGUAUAGCUUCAAUAUUUCUAUUAAACCUAAAUUGCCCCAUGAGUAAUCAAAAUAUAGCUUGUAAGGAAUACACGCUCAAUGUCAUUUGAAUUCUUUAAAUCCAUUCAAUCACAACCUGGCUGCUUUACACAUUAAAGACUGUUAAAAGGGCUUUGGCUGUUUAAAUCAGAGGGAGUCCUAUCCAGUGUAAAUUUGUCAAUAUUGCAGUUAAAAAAAAAACUCUCAGAUGUAGUGAAAAUGUUUGUGGUUCUUUGCAGUGGGGUGUGUCUUAAAUGAAUAUCUAGGAAUUUUCUAUAUUCUUUAUUUAUUGUAGAAAGGAUUGAUGUGACACCAACGGUUGUGAAAAGGGAGAAAAAUAAAAGAAUUUUGAUAAAGUGCUGCAUGUUUUUAAUUAAAGAAAGACUAUAAUAGUAAUCAGGCUUCAGCGAGACGACAUUCUUUCAGUGUAUCUUUAUUGUACUUCCAAAUUGGCGAACUUGUAGCAACUUGUCUCUCCCUAUACUAAAACACAUCCAUUGAUAUAAAUAGGUGAUUUAACAGUACACAUAUUCAAAUACCAUACAUAAAUCAAGUAUUGAAAUAUUAAGUUACGCACAUCAAAUAAAAAGGCAUAAAAAUACCGCAGACAUUGAGGUCCAGUUAAGCCAAAACACAAACAUCACACUAUUGACAUGGCAGUAAUAGGUAAACAAAGUUUGGAUAAACAACGAAAACUAGUACUCCAACCUUCAAUAUAUUUGUAUAAAGACAUAUCUUGUUCCUUAAUUUUUUUAAAUCUCUUCCUAUUUUCUUUCUGACAUCAAGAACCCUCUCCAAAUGCCAUUAAGAACUCCUCCACCAGACGGUGUCUUUCUGCUGUAAUAAGGCAUUUAUUUUAGAUCUUUUUGGAGGCAGGCAUUUAUUUUACAAAUAAACAAAUCAUCAAUAACAAAAAAGAAAUGCAUUAAAUGUAAAUAUUUAAACCAUUUAGACAAAGCAUACUACACGUUUGGCAGAGGUGGGAUUUGACCAUGUUCACCAACCAACUUCCUCGCAAAACACUAAGCUCAUGUUCAUCAAACAAGCACUUCACCUUGCUGACAGAGGUUCUCCACAGGAAAUACAGAAAUGAAGAGGAGGGAA